AUGAAAUGCAGGAGAGUGAAGCAUAUCAAAAUACAAGAAGUUUUAUUUUCUUUUCCCACUGGUGAUCAAAUCUUAUUAUGUUGUGAUGGAGCAGCAAGAAACAACCCUGGAGAAGCAGGAUAUGGGUUUGUAGGGAGAGAUUCUACUAGCACUGUUUUAAUUGUUGUUGCAGGUGGAAUGGGUAUUGCAACAAACUUCAUGGCAGAGGUUUAUGUAGUCAUAAAUGCAUGUGAAUGGGCUAUUAGCAAAGUUUUCUUGAACAUAUGCAGUAGAUCUGAUUCCAAAGCAGUUAUAAAAUCUUUUUCAGCCAAUGAAGUUCCUUGGUAUGUGCAGACAAGAUGGAACAAAAUAGUUGAUAUUCUUAUUAGCUGCCAAUUCAUACAUAGUUACAGGGAAGUUAACUCCUCGGAUGAUGGCCUUGCAAAAAUGGAAGCUCUCUUACCUAGAGGUGACAAGAGAAUUUUCUUAGGUAGACCUUCUUUUAUGAUACGUAUGGAAAAUACUGAUAUUACAUAUUAUAGAUUUAGUUGA
Papaver somniferum (opium poppy) is the source of this 531-nucleotide messenger RNA. RefSeq lists its product as uncharacterized. The record is from RefSeq and is a predicted model, not a curated record. NCBI's taxonomy places the organism in Eukaryota, Viridiplantae, Streptophyta, Magnoliopsida, Ranunculales, Papaveraceae. Bases 1 to 531 code for a protein of 176 amino acids. Gene Ontology annotation, molecular function: nucleic acid binding; RNA-DNA hybrid ribonuclease activity. The transcript has a single exon.